Molecule: messenger RNA, 1164 nt
Organism: Hypoxylon fragiforme
Lineage: Eukaryota; Fungi; Ascomycota; Sordariomycetes; Xylariales; Hypoxylaceae
Product: glycoside hydrolase family 5 protein
Exons: 3
Coding region: 1-1164 (387 amino acids)
Biological process (GO): glucan catabolic process
Molecular function (GO): hydrolase activity, hydrolyzing O-glycosyl compounds
Source: RefSeq, a predicted model, not a curated record
AUGAAGUACUCAGCUCUUACCACUCUGGUAUCUACCGCUUCGGCGACGAUUUAUUAUGCAGGCGUGGCCGAAUCAGGUGGUGAAUUUGGUGUAUGGAGCGCCGACGCUACAAAAGGCACCGGUUUGCCUGGAAGAUUUGGCGUCGACUACCAGUUCAUCGACAAAGCUGGCGUUGAUGUUCAUGUCGACCAAAACCACCUAAACCUUUUUCGCAUCGCGUUCCUACUGGAGCGAAUGGCCCCCGUCGCCACCGGCCUCGGAAAGACAUUUAACGAAACCCACUUCGACUUCUUCAAGGAGGCGGUUGACUAUGUGACGGUCACCAAGGGCGCGUACGCCAUCCUAGACCCACAUAAUUACAUGCGCUACAACGACCCAAGUUCCCAGCCGUACUCCGGCAGCGUGAUUGGCAACACCACAGACCCGACAGCCGCCACAACUGCGCAAUUUGGUGAGUUCUGGGGCGAGCUAGCGCGGCGGUUCGCGGACAACGAGAGGGUGAUCUUCGGCCUGAUGAAUGAGCCGCACGACAUGCCGACCAGCCUCGUGGUCGAAAACAACCAGGCCGCCAUCGACGCCAUCCGCGCCGCGAACGCGAGCAACCUGAUCAUUCUGCCGGGCAACAGCUGGACGGGCGGACACGCGUGGACGCAGGGCCCCGAUCCGAAUAGUGCGCGCAUACAUAAGUUUACGGACCCGCUAAAUAAUACGGCUAUUGAUAUACAUGAGUAUCUGGAUAUGGAUUAUAGUGGUAGUCAUAGCGAGUGUGUGAGCGAUCCGGCUACGAACUUGGCGGAGGUGACGAAGUGGUUGAAUGACAACAACCUCAAAGCCUUCAUCACCGAGUUCGGCGGCCACAACAACACCGGCUGCGCCACCAUGCUCACGGAAUUUAUCGACUAUCUCGACGCCAACGACGCCUACAUCGGCUGGACCGCCUGGGCCGCCGGCCCCUUCUGGGGCUCCGCCAGUCCGUGUUGCACGGACUCGAAUAAUUACGGCAGCUUGGAGCCCGGCAGCAAGGCCGCGGAUGGGAGUGAGGGUCUGUAUGAGAGUGUUUGGUUGAAGGUGCUGCAGCCGAAGGUGCCGGAGAAGCUGCAGUGGGAGGGCGCGGCGGGGGUUGGGGGAGGGGAGGUGGUGGGGUUUCCUGCUGGGAGGGUUUGA